Racocetra persica is the source of this 348-nucleotide messenger RNA. Lineage: Eukaryota; Fungi; Glomeromycota; Glomeromycetes; Diversisporales; Gigasporaceae. The record is from the annotation of a GenBank genome assembly.
AUGAAUGAACCAUCGCUCGUAAGCAGAAAAGAUUCUGCUAUUCGCAGUUUUAAAAUGAAUGAUGAAAUUUCGAUAGAUGAUCAAUUAUAUAUUAAAGAUCUAAGCACCAUUCCCAAGGAAGCUCGUCUUCCUGAAAGAUUAAUAAAGUUUGAACCUUUGAUUAAUUCUGUCUCGACAUUCAUUGUUUAUCUCAAAGAUGUCUUCAUGCACUUCUUUUUAUUGAUGGUAACCAAUUGGACUAUUCCAAUUACGCAACCUUUCAAUUUCAUAAUGGUCAUUUUAAUUUAUUUGGCGAGUAUAUGUUUUCUUUUUCCUGCAACAUUGUACUUAAGCAUUGAGGAUGCUGUU